Scaptodrosophila lebanonensis is the source of this 1164-nucleotide messenger RNA. It is a transcript of the gene Gr32a, whose product is annotated as gustatory receptor 68a. Gene Ontology annotation, biological process: sensory perception of taste. Bases 1 to 1164 code for a protein of 387 amino acids. Gene Ontology annotation, cellular component: membrane; dendrite; neuronal cell body. The transcript has 5 exons. The record is from RefSeq and is a predicted model, not a curated record. NCBI's taxonomy places the organism in Eukaryota, Metazoa, Arthropoda, Insecta, Diptera, Drosophilidae.
AUGAAGAUUAUGAGAGAUAUAAAGGGUAUUACCACGCCCAUGCAGUUGUUUGCUUUACUGCCUUUCUUCACGGGCGAUAAGGAAGACAUGCGUCUGAGGACCUGUGGUAGACUCUAUGGCUUCGUGGUUAUGCUUGGCUUGCUCGUCAGCUCCACCAUGUUCUGUCAGGAUGUGCUGUUCGCCUCACAGGAGUACAAGCUGCUCUCGCACUCGCAGGGCGAAACGGAAGAAAUAAAUCGAACCAUUGAGACGCUUUUUUGCAUUUGUAGCUAUACGAUGAUUGCGGUCUCCUGCGUCCAUAACGGAUCGAAACACUUUCGGACUUUGCGCGAAAUUGCCAAAAUCGAUGAGUACCUGGAGGUGAACGGUUUCAAUGCCAAGUACAGUUGUCGUUUUCUCGGCACUUUGCUGGCCAUUGCCUCAGCUAGUGUCGUUGUCGUGGCCUUCUACUAUAUACACUAUUUGAGCGAUAUAACCAUUUCGAGGCAGUGCAUCCUUAUACUGAUUUAUAGCCUGCAGAUGAUCUAUUCCUUUAUGUUUGCCCUGUACUUGCGUACUAUCCUCAUGAACUUGACGCAACGCAUCGAGUUCCUGAACCAGCGCUUGGAUGAGUUCACCAAAGACGAGAAGAACACCUUCGAUAAGGAGAAUUGGCGUGAGCUGAGCAACUUAAUCGAAAUCUUUUGCAAGUUUCGUUACAUUACAGAAAACAUGAAUGCGGUGACUGGAGUGGCUUUACUAUUUUAUAUGGGCUUUGCCUUUUACACUGUCACCAAUCAGAGCUAUUUGGCCUUCUCGACACUGACGACGCCUACCCAGCUGCGUAAGAAUUAUGAUACUAUGGGCUUAUCCUGUGCCUGGGUUUUGGCCGAAACUACGACAAUGAGUAUGAUAUGCAGCUCGUGUGAUUGCUUGGCUUCUGAGGCCAAUACCACAUCGCAAAUAUUGGCGCGUGUCUAUGGCAAAAGCAAGGAAUUUCAAAAUAUUAUAGAUAAAUUUCUUACUAAAAGCAUUAAGCAGGACGUCCAAUUUACGGCCUAUGGGUUCUUUGUCAUAGACAAUUCAACCCUGUUUAAGAUAUUUUCAGCCGUAACCACUUACCUAGUCAUACUGAUUCAAUUCAAACAGCUAGAAGACUCAAAACUCGAGGACUCUGCAACAUAA